Messenger RNA from Alternaria incomplexa, 2601 nucleotides. RefSeq lists its product as uncharacterized. The coding region runs from base 1 to 2601 and encodes 866 amino acids. Lineage: Eukaryota; Fungi; Ascomycota; Dothideomycetes; Pleosporales; Pleosporaceae. Gene Ontology annotation, molecular function: aldehyde dehydrogenase (NAD+) activity; protein binding. The record is from RefSeq and is a predicted model, not a curated record. The transcript has 6 exons.
AUGUCGCGUCCUAGUACAGUCGCUGCCCGAUGCGCUGCGCUAGGAACUUCGAUCGCCCAGGUCAUCCCGGAUAUCAGCAGCUUUGCUCGCAAAUUCCGCGAUGCUCGUCACGAUCUGAACAAGAUCAACAGUGAUCUGCUCAUGAUCAGAACUGGGCUGAGUAUUGCGCAAGACGACUUUUCGGCAAAGUGGGCCGAGCUGCCGGCGUCUCUGAUCGAUGCUGUCUCGCGAGUUUUGGACUCAUGCGACGAUACCUGUGAACGAUUGCAUAAGGCUUUUCUUAAGCUCUCAUGUGGUAGUAAACCAAAAGAGGACUGGCGUGUGCUGAAGGACGGACCUUUGGUGAAUCUACGGCAUGAUCUUGACGCCUCAAAGGUGGUGCUAGAGUUGUGUCUAGACUAUGUCGCAUUACUUUGCCAACAGGAUACGAUGGAUUCGUUACUUCAAAAUUUUGUCAGCGAUCUCAUCACGCAAAGCGAUGAAUUGCUGAAGAAGACGGAUACAGAUGAGAUUUACAUCACCUCGGACCGGAUAGCUGUGACGAAGGGCAAACGAAAAGAGUUGGAGCCGAACCAGAGGGCGGCGGUAGAUCGAAUCCUGUCAAACAUACCAGCGGAAGCGACAGCUGCCGAAGUGGAGAGGGUGAUAUGGGAAGGCGCAAACCCCAUGGCGACGCACCCAGAAUUCGGAUACUUCUUCAUUCGAGUAGCGUACGAAAUGUCGCCAGACAUUCUUACCCUUCUCUUGGAUUUCGGGGCUGACAUUACUCGUGUCAAUCCAGCACCAUCGUCGUACUACUCCGCAAUGCAUGCCGCAACAUUAGGACGGCAGCUCGCCACUGUCCGUUACCUUGCUUCCUUGGGUCACUCGAUCGACAACCCUGAUCAUGAUGGAGAAACGCCACUUCAUCUUGCUUGCAGGACGCCUGGUGCGUCUGCGAUAGCAAAGUACCUUGUUGAAGCUGGUGUGGACGUGAACUUUGAGGCGAAGAAUGGACCCAUCUCCAAACUCUUGCAGCACACAUUGCUCCUUACGAGGCGUAUUAUGACCAAUAUGGGGAACGCAUACAAGAUGUGGGUGGAAGGAAGAGAGGUGGAAGGUCGAGCGGAGCAGCUCGCUGUUGAAGACCCCGCGACUGGGGAGGUCUUCGCGCACUGUCAUGCUGCAUCUGCGGCUGAUGUCGAGGAUGUUGUUCAAACUGCACACAAAGUCUUCAAAUCGGGUGUGUGGUCGAAAGCCCCGCGCCAUGUGCGUGCGGACACGCUCGACCGAAUCGCAGAACUUCUGACCAAGAAUCUCCCAAGACUUAUCGCGCUGGAGGUACAGCAGACCGGACGCGCUAUCCGUGAGAUGAAUGCCCAAGUUCCGACUCUUACGAAAUGGUUCAAAUAUUACGCCGCGUUGAUACGAACCGAAGAGCGCUCUGUCCUGCCAACCGUCGGUAAACUACACAAUUGGGUUGACCGUAAGCCGCUCGGUGUAGUCGCGCAAAUUACGCCGUUCAACCACCCAAUGUUGAUUGCUGUCAAGAAGAUCGCACCCGCAUUAGCCGCGGGCAACUCCAUUGUGCUGAAACCAAGCGAGCUGACGCCGCUCACCAGCAUUGAGCUUGGCAAGCUUCUGAAAGAGGCCGGCUUGCCCGACGGCGUCUUUUCAGUGUUGCCAGGCGACGGCAUCACGACCGGAAAGGCUCUUGUGGAGCAUCCGCUCAUCAAGAAAGUCGAUGUUACUGGCGGCACACCAGCAGGACGCGCCAUUGGCGCCAUCGCAGGACGCAACCUGGCACAUUACACCGCCGAACUUGGUGGCAAGGCUCCGCUGAUCGUGUUUGAAAAAGCGCACAUGGAUCUUGCAAUCAACGGCAUUGUGUUCGCAAGCUUCAUAGCUAGUGGCCAGACAUGUGUGGCAGCGACGCGUAUCAUCGUGCAGAACAACAUCAUCGACCAGGUAGUGGAGAAGCUGAAAGCCAAGGUGCAGAGCAUUGAGAGGCGGAUGGGCUCACCGAAGAAUGUGGAGUCUAUGAUGGGUCCCCUCAUAUCGGCGAAACAGCUCAGCAACGUUGAGACACUAGUCAACGACGCAAAGGAUGCAGGUGUGACGGUUGUCACAGGUGGCCAACGGAUGACUCACAAAUCUUCACUGGACGAUACCGACUUCUCGAAAGGCUACUUCUAUCCACCAACAAUACUGACGGAUAGCACUACAAAGAAGAUUGUCGAUACGCGCAUAUGGAAGGAAGAGGCCUUCGGUCCCGUCAUUGUCGUCGUAGGCUUUGACACUGAAGAAGAGGCCCUUGAGCUUGCGAACGAUAGCGAAUUCGGUCUAGGCGCAGCCAUCUGGACGCAAGAUCUUUCGCAAGCUUUCCGCGUGUCAGAGAGCAUCGAGAGUGGCAUCUGCUGGGUCAACACGCAUCAUCGUAACGACCCAAGCUCUCCGUGGGGUGGCAUCAAGAGCUCAGGAGUGGGUAGCGAGAACGGUAUCGACGCUUACAAUGCAUAUACAACAUCGAAGAGUACGAUUAUAAACUAUGCGACGGCUGAUGAAGGGCUGGCUAGCGAUGACUGGUUCAGGGAGGGCGCUAGUGAGGUUAGAUAUGGAUGA